AUGAUUGUAGACUUGUUCCAAACAACAUACGAGGAACCAAAGUCGAUUAAAAUUCUUCGACGUUGCGUUAUUAUCAUAUCUCUAGGAUUAUUUAUUGCUAUAUUUGUAAUAUUAUGCCUCGGAGUUCGUGAUGAAUUGCCUAUCAUUAAUAGGUCAUAUAAAGCAACUAAUAGUAUGCCCAUACCAGGGAGUCAUAAUUGUGCUAAUUUUAUCAAUAAAACCACAUUUGAUGCUUCUCAAUCUAAAUAUUUGACAGCAUUUUUACCAAAUUACAGUGCAACCUCUUUUACGCAAUUUGCACUUACGAUAAAUAUCACAGAUCCCAAAUACAACAUUUCUAAUCAAAAUGAUUACAUGGAGAUGUAUGCUUAUGAUAAAGAAUAUGAUUCAAAACCAUUAAAUCAGGAGCAAAUUCAAUUUGAGGAAUCACUUUUAUUAAAGAAUAUGCAUGCUCUGAUUACAGACGUUUUAAGUUACUUUGGCAGACAAAGAUUUAUUGAUAUACCGUAUAUUGAAUCGCAUAUGUCGACUGUUACGACUGCGAAUUCGGAUACUCGAAUUGUUGGCGGUAUUUGGGGUGGUAUUGCGGCUUUUUAUAUAUUUUUAUUUGGACCUGGUUUAAUUUCCCCAUGGGGUUUUAUACAAAGAACAAAAUUAUUUAGAAAUCAAUAUGAAAAAAACAUUUUACCAUUUGUUAACGAACCAGAUAUCACUGAAGAUUUUAAUUCCGCGAUAGAAAAACGACUCGAUAAUUUAGAAAAAAGAAUCAAAUUCUAUGAAAAUUAUAUUAUUGAUAAUUCAAUGUUAUCUUUUACUAAAAAAGAUGUACAACCCACCAGUAGUAGUUAG
This is a messenger RNA of Cetraspora pellucida, 849 nucleotides long. The record is from the annotation of a GenBank genome assembly. NCBI's taxonomy places the organism in Eukaryota, Fungi, Glomeromycota, Glomeromycetes, Diversisporales, Gigasporaceae.